This is a messenger RNA of Colletotrichum godetiae, 570 nucleotides long. RefSeq lists its product as uncharacterized. NCBI's taxonomy places the organism in Eukaryota, Fungi, Ascomycota, Sordariomycetes, Glomerellales, Glomerellaceae. The record is from RefSeq and is a predicted model, not a curated record. The transcript has a single exon. Bases 154 to 492 code for a protein of 112 amino acids.
UGGGGAUCGGUUGAACUCGUGCGCCCUCUGCGGCGAGGACUCAGGGCGGCGAUAUAGGCUUUCGCCUACGCCUUGAUGUUGGACGAAGCGCACUGCAGACAUCUGCGCAAGCCCCGUAAUGAUGAGGGACGUGUAUGAGUAGUGUAGUUGAAGAUGUCGUGGCGACGCUGGCAACCUGGCAUCAUCUCAAUGUGUGGUUGUAUAUACACGCAAGUGGUUCGCUGUCAGCUUGUGCCUUGCUUUCGUGUGCUUCUGGACUAUGAUCCAUUCGGCAACAAGCCGCUAUCAUGUUGCUCCUUCUGUAGGAAUAAUUGUCAUGAGGCCAUGCAGCUAUGUCGGGAUUGCGAAGAUAUCUCUUUGGCCCAUUACCCUGCCAAGAUUGCUGAGGUCGGCGACAUCAUCAUAUCUAGUCUGUACGGGGCGAAGUCGAAACCCUCACAGGAAUCAGAAGCGCGACUCGCUUUGAGUUUGAUUAGGGUUCCUUCCCUCUGACUAUCAACAAAGGCCGUUUAACGACCGAAGAUGACCACUCUUUCUUUUCAUCUUUGGGAUGACUACAGUCUUAUCAUC